Messenger RNA from Penicillium angulare, 426 nucleotides. RefSeq lists its product as uncharacterized. Lineage: Eukaryota; Fungi; Ascomycota; Eurotiomycetes; Eurotiales; Aspergillaceae. The coding region runs from base 1 to 426 and encodes 141 amino acids. The record is from RefSeq and is a predicted model, not a curated record. The transcript has a single exon.
AUGAGCCCCGAGGAGCCCCAAAACUCAAAAAAGCUUGAGAACCCCAAAUCUACAACUAUUGAUACGCCUCGCUCCACCCGAUUUGCGAUACACACCCAGAAUCGCCCCAAGAGGAAGGCGAGUGCUCUCUUCGACGAACAUCUUUCCGGGCAGCCGAAAAGAAGACCCCAGAAGCCUCCCACGAUACUGGAUCGGAAACUACGAAAACUACAAUCACUUUCCCAAAGGCACAGAAAGCUGACGGGGAAGUACGACAUAAGGUCUAUCAGGUUGGAAACCAACCCUGAGAUGCCUGAAGGCUUUUACCAGAUGCCUGAUCAGGAGAAAGUGGAGUAUUUGGACCAGCAAAUUUCCGAGCUCUCACGCAAGAUACGAGUUGCCGAAGAGCCCAAUUUAGAGCAGAUCCUGGAAGAUCUGAAGACCUAA